Messenger RNA from Penicillium malachiteum, 1989 nucleotides. RefSeq lists its product as uncharacterized. The transcript has 2 exons. Gene Ontology annotation, molecular function: monooxygenase activity. NCBI's taxonomy places the organism in Eukaryota, Fungi, Ascomycota, Eurotiomycetes, Eurotiales, Aspergillaceae. The coding region runs from base 1 to 1989 and encodes 662 amino acids. The record is from RefSeq and is a predicted model, not a curated record.
AUGACUGUCGCCGUCCCCGCCGCUAAGCACACCUUCGCUGAUCGGGCGGCUGCCAAUAACUUCAACGAUGCCCAGAUCCUCAAUUCCAACAACCACUCUGGUGCCGAUAUUCCAGAGAAGUCCGAUGUUGUCGUCACCGGCGGUGGUAUCAAUGGAUUGAUCUGCGCCAUACAUGCUGCCAAGUAUCAGCCGGGAAACCUCAGCAUCUCGCUGAUCGAAAAAGCAUGUAAGCCUGGCUACAAGAUCGGCGAGAGUACACUGCCGCUAUUUUCCCUGUGGUGCAAGAUGCAUGGCCUCACAGCGGAGUAUCUUCUGCGGCUGUUCGGUCUGAAAGACGGACUGGCCUUCUACUUCCUCGACAGCGAGAACCAAGGGGAGUACUCGGAAUUCUGCAGCAAUGGCACUCCAGGGCUCUUCCUCAGUGGAUUUCAGGUUGAGCGAAGCAUUAGUGAGCUUCUUCUCACGCUGCUGGCUCAGCGAAAGGGAGUCGACGUCUACCACGGCCGCCAGGUUGAUUUCAAUGCCAGUUCCAUUACCGGUAGACCUGGCCGCAACAAGAUCUCCAUCAACCCUGGCAAGUACGACGGAAAGCCAGCCAGUAGUAUCAAUUCCUCGCUACUGGUUGACGCCACUGGUCGUUUCCGCCAGCUUGCAUCCAAGAAGGCCCCAAUGCACCGUUUCCAGGGCUGGAACUACGAUUCCUUUUGGGAAUAUUUCACUACCCCCGCAGAUGAGAGCAAAAUUCCUCUCCGUCACUAUGAGGGUGACCACACCAACCAUUUAUGCUUUCCCGAGGGCUGGGCCUGGGAAGGCAGUUCUACUGCCAACCUCAUGGAUAUGAUCUCGUACCUGCUGGACUGUGCCGAAGCCGGUGUUCCUGGAGAUCAGAUUCCAAGCUCAAUGGAGCUCGCCUGCAUGUUCAACCUCAAAUUCAAAUGGGUCACUAGCAUUGGGUUUGCUGUGCGCAAUGACGUAAAGUACCCCAACGACAUGUCUGUGUACGGCACACGCGAAGCCGAGCGCAAGUUUAAUUACUUUGUCCAGAAGUACGACAUUAUCAAAAAGUUUAUGAAAAACUUUGAUCUGAUCGAGAACCUCUAUGGCCCCGGAACGACCUGGUUCAUUCGCGAGUCCCUCGCCUACAAAUCGCCUGUCGUCUCCGGUCCUGGUUGGCUCGCUAUUGGCGACGCCUGUGGCUUCACCAAUCCGCUUUACUCGCCGGGUAUCACGGUGGCUAUGUCAACAUCAACUUACGCUGCUGAACUCACACAUCAGGCUUUGAAUCAAGCCAGAACCGAGACCGAUGAUGAGGUCGCUGAGCGCAGUAUUCGCCAGACCCUGUCACCUUAUGAUGACUUUUUCCGCCGCCUCUACCCAUCCUUGAACCAAAUGAACAAGUUCAACUAUGUCUGUUUCCGCGAUCCCCGUCUAGGGCCUCAAGUUUCUUGCCUCUGGCAGCUCCUUGCCGGAAUUGGCAUUCCAGACUGGCAGCUCAUCCGUCAGGAAUAUAACCUGACCAUGAAGACCUACGUGCCCCACUCCAUUAACUGGGCUUGGGGAUCCAUGACACCAGAGUAUGACUCAGUGGCGCGUCGAACUCUCGAUCUCCUGGCUCCAAUUCCACUAGAGGAAACCAUCCCAGAUAACAUUGUUCGCGAGGUGAUCGAGCUGUCUAAUUCCGCCAAAACAGUCGCAGUCGGCUCUGAUCGCUUCAACAUCCGCUGGGAUGGUCUUCUUCGCUAUUAUGACAUCUACCUGAACUAUCACCCUGAUGAGCCCUUCAAGGAUACAUUCUCUCGUCAAUGCGGUAAGUGUGGUACCUGGGUUCACUGCCGUCCAGACUGGCGCCUCUGUUACAGUUGUGGCGAGGCUCGCUCUGAGGAGGAUGCUGCUAUCAUUUGGAACCCUCAUCUCGAGGUUGAUGGAGUCAAGGCUCUGGUAUACGCAUCCGAUGCGAAGCCUGCGGCACGAGCGGGAGACCACUGCUGA